Messenger RNA from Hypanus sabinus (Atlantic stingray), 711 nucleotides. RefSeq lists its product as uncharacterized. The record is from RefSeq and is a predicted model, not a curated record. The transcript has 8 exons. NCBI's taxonomy places the organism in Eukaryota, Metazoa, Chordata, Chondrichthyes, Myliobatiformes, Dasyatidae. The coding region runs from base 1 to 711 and encodes 236 amino acids.
AUGUCGGAGGGAGCGCGCAGGAGAGUCGAGUAUGAGGAGCAACACCAGCUGACAUCCACAUACACCGAACUGAAUAUUCGGGAAGUCGAAACCCUCAUCAAUAUACAAACAGAUGGUCUGGACCCCACCUAUUCUCAGCUGAACAUUCGCCAAAAUGAACUUCACGUCGCUAAGGAUGAAGAUCCUCCUGUUGCGUCGGGACUAGGAGAAAUGCCAGUGACUGCUCAGGCAGACAGUCUAACAUCCUCCUACACAGUACUGAAGCUUGGGACAAAUGAACUUCUCAUCGAUGAAGAUGAAGACACUCCAAUCGCCUCCGGACCCGCCACACUGUCAGUGACUGCCCAAGCAGACGGUCUGAACUCCACCUACUCAGUGCUGAAACCACCGAAAGAUGAACUUCACAUCGAUGCUCAUGAAGAUCCUCCCAUUGCCUCGGGACCCGCCGAAUUGUCAGUGGCUGCACAGUCAGGUGCGCAGAAACAGGAGCCGAAGCAGAACAUCGGAAAUCGAUCCGUCCGUAAGAUCUCCCUACUCUGUCUCGUUACGAUCGGCCUGGUCGCGAUGGUGGCCGGGCUUUCGAUCUAUGUAUCACAGACUCGACAGUCUCUGAUCACCUCCGACCGAAACUACCGGAGACUUUGGGAACAACAUCAGGAGAUGAACAGGACCCAGCAUCAAUAUCAACAGCAAGUCCAUUCUUUCCGCUAA